CACUCACACACACACACACACACUACCGUAAUGUCUAUAAUAUGGGAGCAGCUCACAGAAUAUAAUAUAUGAAUAAUGCUAUAUGAGGCUCUUACUGAAAAAUCCUCAACGUGUAUUUUAAUUUUGGGGAUUAUAUUAGAGUCUUAAUUUGGAAACACAUCCAGACAGUCGGACUCAGAGCCGGUCAGAUCGACACUGAUAUCGAAAGGUAAAUUCACACGUGAGCUACGUUUCCUGACAUUACGGUAAAGAUCAAUCUGGCCCCUUGUCAGGUAGAUUUCCGUCCCAGGCUGAGUUUGAGGUUUACACAUUGGAGGUUUAUACACUGACAACAGACUUUCAAACCUCAUAGCAAACAACCUUUGUACUGUAUAUUCACACGAUGGAAUGUGCAUGAAAUGUGCCUACAAUGACAUUUAUGAAAUCAUUUAAAUUAAAUGUAAACCAAUGAGUUUAAUUUCUAUGUUUUUUGGGGGUAUAUUUUGUAUAUAUAUGUAAUUAUACUAUUAAAUAGUUAUACCUUUUGCGUCCCCAUUACAUUAGAGACAUGGUUUUAUUUGUUUGUGUUUAUUUAUUUGUCUAUUAUUAUCAUUUUAUUUAAUUGAACCUUUAUUUAACCAGGAAAGCCCAAAAUGUCCUUCUCAAGUGUGUCUUAGCCAGGGUUGAACACAAUUUUAUAGAAAAACAAGACAGACAAACAAUUUUAAUAAUCAUGAAUUUUUAUACAACCAUAAUUGUAAAAAAAAUGCAGCUGUAUAAAACACUAAUCAAACAAACAAACUAAAUAUUAGUGUGAAAAAAACAGUCUGAAACAAUAACAUAACCAACACGUCGAUCUUCUAAAAUACCUUUACACCUUUAAAUCAAAGUAUUGAUUAUGUCUGAUAGGCCUGCUUUUGUGUUAUUGAUGUGAAAUGUGAGUGGGAAAUGUGUCACUAUGUGUUGACCAUGUGUUGAAUGGAGUAAGGGGAGCUGUGGUGAAGCAGCUCUUGAGCAAAACACAGGUCAUAGACCAAUGGCCGUCACCAGCUACGUCACAAAUCAUAUUCUGCAGACGUGUGUUGCAUGUCCACAUCCACCCACUAUAAGAUAAGAGUUCCAUUUUUUUCCAACCAAGUGUGAUGGAUUAAAUCAAAGCAGUGAUUUUCUUCCAGGAUGAUGUCCUGAUGAAUGCUGUUCUGGUUGAAAUUGUUGGCUGUUUUUGUAAAUUCAGUUUAUUUUUUUAGACUUCUUUGCUAAGUCUAAAGUCUAGUUCCAAAAAAAUCUGAUGUGCUCUUGCGCCUAUUUGUAGGCCCACUAUAAAUAGGACCCUGCUGGCAACACAUGCAUGUCUAUGAUAGGCGGUUACAGAGAUUUUUUCCUCACAGACUCUACCUCCAAGGCAAAAUUGACAACAUCUCAAUGGUUUUGUUACCAAUCUGAAGCUUUUCCUUUUUUUUCUUCUUCAGGGGUUUUUCCAUGGAUAAUACCACCAAGUUUGAGCCUUGAAUUUUUUGACAAAGUGUGGAUGUGAACACGGAGCAGUUUUAUACUGUGGGUGACACAUUUAUCUUGGACCUUACUUUUUUUGUGUGAAUUGCUUCAGUGGACAAUGACUUCCAGAAGGCCAAUGACUCGCACUUACUCUGCCAAUGGGAGGACAAGCAGCUUCAGUGAAGAGGAGGGCAACGGUUCCAAUGGCCGCUCAGAAAGCCGCAGUAGUUACCUCUCGAAUGUUAGGCCUGAAAACAGCUAUUCAAGGUAUUCUCACUACAGGCCAACGAGGAGCACAUUGUGCAGCGUCAUGGCUCAGCUGACCGAGGACAUACAGCCGUCCUUUGAGACCACCUUGAAAUCAAAGGCCGUGUCAGAAAACUGCAAUGUCAAGUUUACCUGUGUGGUGUCAGGUUACCCAGCUCCAGAGCUGAAAUGGUAUAAAGAUGAUAUGGAAAUGGACCGGUACUGUGGACUCCCAAAAUAUGAAAUUCGUCGCAAUGGAAAAAAUCACACCCUCCAUAUUUACAACUGCACAUUGGAAGACGCCGCUAUCUAUCAGGCCUCGGCCAGCAACAGUAAAGGCAUUGUCUCCUGCUCGGGAGUAUUGGAGGUUGGCACCAUGAGCGAGUACAAGAUCCACCAGCAGUUCUUUGCCAAGCUGAAGCAGAAAGCAGAGAAGAAGAAGAAAGAGCAGGAAGAGCAAACCAAGAAGAAGGAUAAAGAAAACAUUCAGACGGAGAAACCACAGAAUAGCCCAGAACCUCCUCCAAGGAAGCGGCACAUCCAACCAACACAGGAUAAGCCUGUGGUCAAGGAGCCUGAUGCUGGGGAACAACUGCCAGCUGCUGCAGAACCUAACGGAGUUACCACAGAAGUCACGGCCCCUGGCGCAUCCAUCGACAGCAGCCAAGAGGAAGAGACAACUCUAUCUGUGGACACGUUGGCUAACAAGAAAAUGAAGAUCUCAAAUAGUGUAGAUGCAGGUCUUAACAGUAGCAGUAGCAAUAACAGUGACAAAAGCCAUAUGAUGGGUAAUGGAGGUGAAAACUGUUACGAUGGCGGAAUCAGUUUGGCACAGUUUCUUGCAGAGACCCUCCAGACUCAGGCUGCUGAGGAGAAACAGAACCCAUCUCGAAUGGAGAAACCUAAAGAUAUUCCUAGAAGUGACAGUAAAGAGAAAGAGCUGACGCAAAUAGAGAGGGGUGAACAAGGAAAAGCUCCAGAGGAAGAGUAUGAGAGAGAGAAAAGAAAAGAGGAGGACUUGGCAAUAGAAAGAGAGAAUGAAAGAGAGAGGCCAUUGGAGAUGUUGCACACAACAGGCCACAGUAAACAUGGUUCAGAAGGCAAACAUCACAGCAAGGCUCAUAAGGAUCACGACCACCACAACAUCCAGACUUCCAUCUCCUCUAUGCUCCACACGGUCAAAGACUUCUUCUUUGGUAAGAGUAAGAAGGACUUCCAUGAGAACAUGGAGAAAGAGUUUGACCACGACUCAAUUCAGCAUUUUCAACCGGAAACGCCGCCGCCGUCCUCUCGGCUGCGACCGGGACCUGAUCUAGAUGUAUCCAAGCCUCUCACAGAGGACGUCGUGCCUAUGGAAACCACAGGAAAUCCACAGGAAACUUCAGAAAGUGCGAAUAUGGUACAACAGUCAGUGUCAUUGGAGAAGCAUGAACACAAGAAAGAGGACAGUUUUCUACAAAUGGACCCGCCACCAGGUCAUAAACUGCCACCUGAGCCCACAGAGGAGUCCACAGGGCAGAGGGUCAAGGAGGCUGAUGAGCCUGCGGAGGCCAUGGAGGUGUCCGUGGGGGUGGGGAGCAUCAGUCCAAGCGAAGAAAUGCCAUUGUCUGAGCCUCAUAUUCUCACUGAGAUGGAACACAAAGAUUCUCAGGUAGUCUCAGUUCUAAAAGAUGUUCCUGUAAACCAGCAAGAGCCAGAUUGCCCGGUUGAUUUUCUGCAACCUAAUCACCAGGCUGCCUUACCACAGACCACGGCCCCUUAUGAAGAAGAAUUCACCCCCACCUCCACCAUCACCAGUUUGGAAGAGAGCUGGAUCCCCCCACGCAGUGCUAUCUCUGAAUCAGACAGCCACAAACACAGACAAGCACCCACUGAAACGCUGCAUGAGCAGCUGAGUGUUGAUAAGAUGGAUGAAGGAGGUAAACCUUACACAGAGGAAGGCCGUGCCUCCAGUAUGUUGUGUGAGGAAGAGAAAGCGGAAGUGAAAUCCAUCGAACAGCCGUGCGCACAUAUAAACAGAUCUGAGACUAUUGAAUUAACGACAGCUUCGCUGGAAGAGAGAAUAGAGCCAUGUGAAUACAAAACACCAGAUCAGGUGCUUUCACCUCUGUCAGCGCGUACUGCAGUGAAAGAUAAUGUAAAGGAAGAGACAGUAUGUACUUCACCUAUUCAGGGAAUCGAGGUUGCAGGCUUUCCGCCUACCCCAGCGCAAGAGAGUUCAGAGAAGGUUGACCCAAAAAUACAGCAUGAAAGCGCUCCUGUAGUAGAGGGAAGUGCAGAAGUCCACAAUCUCAGUGCAGUACAGAGCUCAGAUUUUAGAAGCAGUGAAGAGAGAAGUGACAUGAAAGAGGUAUUGAAUUCUGCUUUAGAGAAAGAUUUAGCAGUUAACCUAUGUAACAAUGUAAACACGCAAGAGCCCACAAUUUUAGAAAGUGAGAACACGGAAGCAAGGUGUGAGCGUUUACAGAUUGAGUUGGAGACAGACAAGAGAGCAGGCGAGUUGAAUGAAUCAACAAUACUUUCAGUGACACAAAAGGUUACGGAGGAACACACUGAAACCACACGUCAAGAUGAUGGCGAGAGACAGCUGGGCUGGCCUUCGGGGAAUAUUCCACAAAUCCAAAUAUCUACAGUUGAAGACACCCCACAUAUUAAACCACCAACUGUGCCAGAUGUAAACCCAAAUUUUCAUUUUGUAAUCCCAAAAAUUGAAAUAAUGGAGCCUGAGGUCAUAGAGUGCGCUAUCUUGGAUUUGAAUAAGUCAGAAUCAGAGUCUGGCAUUAUGCAGAAACACUAUGCAACUCAUAAGUCAAAAGUGAUAAUUCAAGACAUGAGCAUGACUGAUUCUUCAGGCUUGCCGCCCACACAGAAAGCUAUGCAGAAUGAUCAUAACCUUUGUCCUACAGAGAGAGUAAAGGAAGUUGCACAAUUGUAUGAUGUGACAAAAAUAUUUGAGCAGGAGCAGCCACACGAGAAAAGCAGCCAACAGCUCCCUCAGAUGGACUGUGCAUCGAGUCCUGUUUUAAAUGUUUCAUGCAGUGAUGACAGGGAGAGCGGUGCAUUUGUAAAUGCACAUGUUUCACACACACCGGAGCCUCUUGAAGCGCGGACGGUGCCUUUGUUUGUGGUGCCACCAAUCUCCGUCACUUGUCACGAAAGUGAUCCUGGACUGGAACUGCCCACACACAGUGUGGGGGCAGAAACAGAGACUUCAGAUGCCACGCAAAGAGGAGCAAAGCACGAUGUUGACAAUAACGUGAGCACAAAGCCUGAAAAAAAUCAAAGUAGGAGAGAGAACCUUGAAGAAGUGGCGGAGAAGAGUAUAAAAGAGAACACCCCCUCUUUGCCAUGUGAAGCUCUGGUACCAAGGGCUGGCGACAACGUGCCAUCAUCCAAUAAGACAACAGAGGACAACAUUGUUCCUGAAAUAUUCAAAGUAAAACCUCUUAAAGAGGCCAAAUUAGAGAAUUUUGUGUCUGUUGAGGACCUGCAAAGAGGCAGACCUUCUGUUGACAGACUCAGCUCUAAACCCCCAGCACAUCCAUCGCUGAGUCCAGCCAGUCUCCGCAAAUUCAUGUCCAGAGCUGCUCCAGACUCAGACAAUGAGACUGGGACCGUACCCGUCAUCACCGUGGGUAAUGGUCAGAGCGACAAGGUGGAUGAAGAUCUCAGCGGUGGCUCAACGCCGACGUCCUCCCUCUCCUGUGAGAGCAGUCCCCGGCUAAAACGCAGAGACAGCCUGACGCUCAUCCGCUCUGCCACGCCUGAGGAACUGGCCUCCGGCGCCCGCCGCAAAAUCUUCAUCCCAAAACCCAAAGAGGACGGAGACGGAACAGUGGCCGGUGUGCUGGACGCUCAGGGCAAGAAGGAGAGCCCCUACAUGUCGCCCAGCCAGGCUCGCAGGGCGGCAUUACUUCAAGCUCCCAAAGGACAAAACACCCCACCCAUGGAGAGGCGCUCUCCACUACUGAACCGCAGAAAGGCCAUCUUGGAGGUUCCUAAGGUCGUAGAGGAUGCUCCCAAAGAAGAGCCGGUCACCAAGAGAGAGGAGAAACCAGCUGAAAAGAAGCUAGAUCCGUUGAAAGCACCCCAGGUCAUCCGUAAGAUCAGGGGAGAGCCGUUCCCAGAUGCCUCUGGACACCUGAAGCUGUGGUGCCAGUUCUUCAAUGUACUCAGUGACUCCACCAUCAAGUGGUACAGAGAUGAGGAGGAAAUAUUAGAGGUGAAGAGAAGUGGAAGUGAUGAAAGCCAAGUAGCGCUGGCUAUUGUGCUGGCAUCCAGUCAAGACUGCGGGGUAUUCGGCUGUACGAUCAAUAAUGAAUACGGGAGUGACACCACUGACUUCCUGCUCAGUGAAGACAUUCUUUCUGAAAUACUUCUAAGAGAGGAUUUGGAAGUUGGAGAGGAGAUUGAGAUGAUGCCACUCCUGUUCACUAAAGGCCUGGUCGAUGGUGGCAGCUGGGGCGACAAGUACUUUGGCCGCAUCAUGACUGAGGCGGCUCACAUCGGGGAGGGCUGCGCUCACAAAGCCAGCAGAGUGAAGGUUAUUUAUGGCCUUGAUCCCGUCUAUGAUUCUGGAAGCAAAUGCAUCAUUAAAGUUAAAAACCCCAUCGCAUACGGCACUAAACAAGAGAGCAACCUCGCGGAGAGAAAUCAAGAAAUUACUAAACAAGAGUGCAAAGUCCAAAACAUGAUCCGAGAAUACUGUAAAAUCUUUUCGGCUGAAGCCAGAGUUAAUGAGGGCUUUGGCUUUACACUAGAAGUGAUUCCUCAGUGUCUGAUGUACCGGCCAGCAAACUCCGUGCCUUAUGCAACAAUGGAGGCUGAUCUUGGGGGCGUCUUGCUCAAGUAUUGUAUGAUGGAUCCUAAAGGCAGGUUGAUUACACGAACCGUUUCUGAGGUGGAGAUGAAAUGCAGCUCCUUCCAGCAUUGGAUCCAUCAGUGGACACAUGGCAAUUUGCUCGUCACUCGACUGGAAGGUGUUGAAACAAAGCUUACUAAUGUCAGAGUUGUGACCAAGUCAAAAAGCUACCAAGGAUUAACGGAGGAAGGCUCUCCUGAAGUAUUGGAGCAGUUCCUGACGCAGCAUCAGUGCAACUACUACUGUGGACUUCUCGGCCUGCGUCCGCUGAAGUCUAUGGAUAGUCUGCAGCAGCCUACCAAGGUGAAGGGCUCCAGGAGCCCCCUUCUGAACCGCAAGUUAGGCUCCGGCAGCCCACAGCUGCAGCGGAAAGGACACAGCCCUCAGAUGUCCAGAAAGGCAAACUCUAGCCCAAAAGUGACUAGAAAGGUUCAGGAGACAGAGGACAAUAAAUCAGAUGACAAACCCAAGCCUGCAGAAACUGGUGAUGCUCUCGAAAAGCGAUAGGAUGAAGGACUUAUUUUGUUUCCAGCCACGUUUAAUGGACUUUACUGGUUACGUAUUAACUGUUUCUUUCCAAUUACCUAUGCCAGCAUGGACAUGAAGAGUACGAUUUAUGAAAAAAAAAAGACUAGUUUGUUGACCUAACUUGUUAAAAACAGAUUACUGUGAAUUUCUCAGUCGACAUUACAAUUAGGAAACAUCCAUUUUCCAGCUACUCAGUUAACUUCUAUACUCCAGUAUAGUUUAAAGGUUUAUGGGAAUUUUUGGAGAGAUGGACAAAGGGUUUUUGGCCUUAUUAUAGCUCAGAAGUGCCACCAAACCAAGGUUAGUGAUUUUUUUUUUUUUUACUGUUAGAGACUGAAAAGCAGCCACAUUCAAACACCUGCCUCAGAGUCUUCUCAGCUCUAUGACGGGACAAACUCUCCAUGCCGUUUUCUUUUGUGUAGUGGUGUGAUUGAAAGGACUAUAAACAAUACAUGACCACAACCACAGCACUGCAUGACCAUCUGUGAUGAUGUACAGUGUGUGUGUAGAGUAUAACAUUUAUUAUGGAGAUGAUAUUUAUGGUUAGCUGUAGAACUGCCCCUACUGAAUCUCUCUACCCAGCAAAGUUGAGCUCAUGCUGUGGGAUAGCACCACCAUUUUUUAGUCAAAGAUAUUUGUGUGCACUUUUGUUUUAUGGCAUUAGUUUUUAGUAGUUUUUGAGUACUUUAUUAUAAAUGUUGUCUGUAAUCAGUUCUUUCAAAGUAUUUCAUAAUGUAUGCUGGAGAAUGCCACUGUCAUAGGAGUUAAGGGCUUACCACUCCUUAACUAUGGCAUGCUUAUGCUCAUUGACACACAAACAUGGGAGUGUGUUUCUGGCAGCAAGGAAGGAGUGGGGGGGGGAAUAACCAAAACAAUUACUAGACCAGUUUUUAGCAUUUAUUUUUAAAAGUUGCAAAACCAGCAUGGACUAUAGAACAGGAAUUAAAUCUAUAUCACGUUGUCCCACAAAUAUCCAUGGUAAUAAUGAAAAACCAACCAUUACCCUCUCCCUUUGACAGGAAAGCGAUAAUAGUUAGUUGGUUGAUAGAUUAGUUAAUGAUCAACUAUAUUCUUUAAAUGAGUCCAGAGCUGCUCCUUAACUGAAACAUUUUUAAUGAAAGCAAAAGAAUUAUUGGAGAACUAUUUGAAUUCGAGUCGAAUAUUUGAAAAAGCAAGAUAAGUCAAUGUGUGUUAACCAGCUGAGAAUGAAGAAAAACACAGUGAAGUUAAGGUGUGGUGUCAUAUAAACAAAUUGUCGUACUGUGAUUAUGUGUACAUAAAGUCAAAGAACUAAAUAUCUGGAGUAGUGUAAAGAAAAAUGUUAAAUGUGUGAGGGAGAGUGUGAAUGAGCGAGUGAGAUAAUGAAUGAACGUGUGCUGUCUUUGGUAUGGAACCAUGUCGGCUGAUGGUUUUGUUUUGUUUUUUUAAUAAAUGUGUAAAACAUU
This is a messenger RNA of Scophthalmus maximus (turbot), 8553 nucleotides long. It is a transcript of the gene alpk3a, whose product is annotated as alpha-kinase 3a. Gene Ontology annotation, cellular component: nucleus. The record is from RefSeq and is a predicted model, not a curated record. Gene Ontology annotation, molecular function: ATP binding; protein serine/threonine kinase activity. Bases 1592 to 7087 code for a protein of 1831 amino acids. Lineage: Eukaryota; Metazoa; Chordata; Actinopteri; Pleuronectiformes; Scophthalmidae. The transcript has 15 exons. Gene Ontology annotation, biological process: cardiac muscle cell development; protein phosphorylation.